AUGUCUUCAAUCAAGUUCAACACCCCUCCUGGCGCUGGAAAGAUUUAUGGCGAGGCCUGCCACUACUCACAGUCCGUGGACCUCGGCAACGGCAUCGUGAAGUGCGCUGGACAAGGUGGCUGGGAUCCGGAGACGGGCGCGCUCGACGCGAACGACACCAAAAGACAGGUUGAGCUGGCGAUCGAGAACGUCGACAUUGUCCUCAAGGCAGCGGGCCUCCGAGGAUGGGAAGACGUCUACUCACUGAGGUCAUAUUCAUGCGAUAUCCGGACCUCUUUCGAUUUUAUCGUCCAGGGCUUGAAGGCACGGAUUCCCGAUCAUCGACCUAUCUGGACAGCAAUUGCUGUGCCUCACCUGGCCCUUCCGGGAAUGUUGAUUGAGCUGGAGGUCGAGGCAAAACGUCAGGCUUAG
Colletotrichum abscissum is the source of this 411-nucleotide messenger RNA. Its product is annotated as endoribonuclease L-psp family protein. The record is from RefSeq and is a predicted model, not a curated record. Gene Ontology annotation, cellular component: cytosol; mitochondrion. Bases 1 to 411 code for a protein of 136 amino acids. Lineage: Eukaryota; Fungi; Ascomycota; Sordariomycetes; Glomerellales; Glomerellaceae. Gene Ontology annotation, molecular function: deaminase activity. The transcript has a single exon.